GCAUUCAUGCUGCAGCCGAAGAGGAAGCGGCUGAGCGCGAGGCAGUUUUUCAAGGCUCAACGACAUUUCGAAGGAGUACCAGUCUGUCGACAUCAUAUUCCUCCAGGGGACGACGGUCAGGAGUCGAGGGGAACCAUCGAGGCGAGAACAUUUAUUCGAGCUACGGUGUGUUCAUCUUUAACGGUGGCAGUCUCCCUCGCCAUCGGCCAGCUCCUGGUGGGGGCGGUCGUGAAGCAGCGUGGCUUCGCCGAGCCAGUCGUCAAGGUGUUCAUGGCGCUCUUCUGCAUGAGGGAGUUCCGCAUCCUGUCCCUGCUCGGCGCGGUCUUCGGGGUGCUGAAGCUGGAGAUG
Prorocentrum cordatum is the source of this 348-nucleotide messenger RNA. The record is from the annotation of a GenBank genome assembly. NCBI's taxonomy places the organism in Eukaryota, Dinophyceae, Prorocentrales, Prorocentraceae.